Miniopterus natalensis is the source of this 1128-nucleotide messenger RNA. RefSeq names its product otospiralin (gene OTOS). The record is from RefSeq and is a predicted model, not a curated record. NCBI's taxonomy places the organism in Eukaryota, Metazoa, Chordata, Mammalia, Chiroptera, Miniopteridae. Gene Ontology annotation, biological process: sensory perception of sound.
GUCAGUCACUGUGCUCACGUAAGCAGGAAGGCGCUAGCCUGCAGCCGCGAGGUCGGGCUGGCACCCCCACUUCCUGCCUGCAGUGGGAGCCCUGCCCGGCCCCCCUGUCCCGGGGGCAGCUCUGUGAUCACCCUGCUCCCCUGAGGGGGGAUCUCAACCCCAGUGUCGGGCUCAGAGACUCCGAGCGUCCCUCCCCUGGCGCAGAGGGAGCGGGUUUCUGCAAGCACCGGUGUCGAAUUCAUUCCUAACGCCUUCCGGAGGGGCCUGUACAAAGAUGUUUUUCUACCAAUUUCAUCUUUGGGUCAGAUUCCAAAAGUGGACGCGUGGGAUUCCGCUGCCAGCAGGUCACAGAGGCCCUCAGUCCCCUGGAGGGAGAUGAAAUAAAUUCAGUGUGACGGUUCCCGAAGGUGACGUCUCCAUCCUGGCCCCGGCCUUUUAUAAAGGGGGCCUGUGUGCUUCGGGCUGAGGCUGAGGGACAGGAGCAGUCAGGUAACCCCGACAGGGCAGCCGAUGGGGGUGCAGGUUCUUAAGUUGCUAAAGUUAAGUAAGGCCAACGAGACAGGGUUUAGCCUCAGGAGAACGGCCGGGAGCCGCUGACACUGGACGCUUGUGGAAACACAGGAUGGUCUUUCCUCCGGAGCUGUUUUCCAGGAGCUGCCACUCUGGGGGUGGCGGGAAGAGCUGGGGCCCGAGGGUGGGCAGCCUCACCUCUCUGGUUCCUCCCGCUGCAGGUGGACCUGAGCGAGCCGUCAGUCAGUCUGUGGCGAAGCACCCGGGGGAGAUGAAGACCUGCCUGCUGCCCGGGGUGGCCCUCUGCCUCCUGCUGGGGCCCCUGGCGGGGGCCAAGCCUGUGCAGGACGAGGGAGACCCCUACGCGGAGCUGCCGGCCAUGCCCUACUGGCCCUUCUCCACCUCCGACUUCUGGAACUACGUGCAGUACUUCCAGACGAUGGGCGCCUACCCGCAGCUCGAGGACAUGGCCCGCACCUUCUUUGCUCACUUCCCGCUGGGGGCCACCCUGGGCUUCCACGUCCCCUAUCAGGAGGAGUGAGGGGCCCGGCCUGGUACCCCGGCCUCGCCAAUAAACUCCUGACUUAACACGCACAACACACGCUGUGGUUUUCUUUC